Pectinophora gossypiella (pink bollworm) is the source of this 9410-nucleotide messenger RNA. RefSeq names its product frequenin-1. The transcript has 8 exons. Lineage: Eukaryota; Metazoa; Arthropoda; Insecta; Lepidoptera; Gelechiidae. Gene Ontology annotation, molecular function: calcium ion binding; calcium sensitive guanylate cyclase activator activity. Bases 315 to 878 code for a protein of 187 amino acids. The record is from RefSeq and is a predicted model, not a curated record.
UCGCGCGCGGUCCUGUCCCGGCGCGCCCCCUCAGCCGCACUCUCGCCGCGUGCGCCCCGCGUGCUCCGCACAGACGCGACUCCGCGGCUCCGAGCCUCCGACACUCGCUCCCAACCGAGAUUACCUUUGUUCCGAGUACUUCUCGAGAGACUCCCGCGUUUUAAACUUUAGACUGUUAGCUUCUCACUUCUCAGCGAAGGCGGUGGACACCGGCGGUCAGGGAGCGAAUAAUAUGUAAUACGUCACCGCUCAGUGGCGUUUAUAGACAGUAGAAACACUUAGUGUGAGUGAAUCGGUGUCAGAAGCGAACGAAAAUGGGCAAGAAGAACUCAAAACUAAAGCAGGACACGAUCGACAGACUCACGACGGCUACGUACUUUACUGAAAAGGAAAUAAGGCUUUGGCACAAAGGGUUCCUGAAGGACUGUCCAAACGGCCUGCUCACUGAGCAAGGCUUCAUAAAGAUCUACAAACAGUUCUUCCCACAAGGUGACCCCAGCAAGUUUGCGUCACUAGUCUUUCGAGUGUUCGACGAAAACAAUGACGGGUCGAUUGAGUUUGAAGAGUUUAUACGAGCGUUAUCGGUGACGUCAAGGGGAAAUCUCGACGAAAAGUUACAUUGGGCUUUCCGCUUAUACGACGUGGAUAACGACGGCUACAUCACCCGAGACGAAAUGUACAACAUAGUAGACGCAAUCUACCAGAUGGUGGGACAAACCCCGCAGCCGGAGGACGAGAAUACUCCACAAAAGCGCGUAGACAAGAUCUUCGACCAGAUGGACAAGAAUCAUGACGACAGGCUGACGCUGGAAGAGUUCCGCGAAGGUAGCAAGGCGGACCCGCGCAUUGUUCAGGCCCUCUCGCUUGGGGGCGAUUAAUCUACGGUCAUCCUCUCGCCGGACUUCACAUUCACUUAGAGAGCUACUGUGGGGUGUCGCUGCGUGUGGUGCUGUCUUUACUAAGGCGUACACUACCUCCUAAUUUCCUGACUUCAUAUAGUAUGGUACAAAAAAUUAUGAAUAUUCUAAAACGUGCGAACUAACCGUUUAAACGGCCAUCUAAGCGAUUAAUAUUUCAGCUAUGGCCAAUAUGAAUUUCGAUUACUUACAAUAAAUUUCUUUCCUAAUAUUUAGUUGUGUACUCGUAUUUUAAUAGACACUUUGUAUUUACACCUACAAUUCGUAUUAUAAUUUAAUAUUUUUAUAAUUUACUUACCUACUGACUUGACAAACCCUGUCUUAAUGUAUAUAACUCUAUAGUGGAUAAAAUCAUUGCAAACGUUGAUACAAAUGGACUUAAGUUUACGAUGACUUCUGACACUUUGAUUUAAAUCCACCUUAGCUUAUAAAGUUGUUCUAAUUAUGUCACUACCGUCGCAGCUUCAAAAUUUAUCUACUUACCUACUUAACGGUUUGUUUCCAAAUAUGAAGUUGUACAACCACACACAGGUCUUAGAUCGAAUACUAUAGCCGUCACAUACAUACAGGGUGUUAGUGACAUCGUAACGAAAACUUUGAGGGAUGAUUGAGACCAUGAUUAUGAGAUGAUAUCAAGUGGAAUUUUCCGUCGCAAAAUUAUGGAACAGAAAAUAACUUAAAAAAAAACAAAAAUUUUCAUGAAUUUUCCGACUGAAAAUUCCACUUGAUUUCAACUCAGAAUCAUGGUCUAAAUGAUCCCCCUCAGUAUUCGUUACGGUGUCACUAACACCCAUACCUACUUGUAUGGCUACAGUAUGUACUCGUGCGGGGUGUAAGUGACAUCGUAACGAAUACUGAGGGGGAUGAUUCAGCUGAUUAUUCUGAGUUAAUAUCAAGUGCAAUUUUUCAUCGCAAAAGUAUAGAAUUGAAAAUAAUUUAACUUAAUAUUAACUCAGAAUCAUGGUCUGAAUCAACCCCCUCAGUAUUCGUUACGAUGUCACUAACACCCAGUAUAUCACCCUCAUGUUAUGUAGCUAGGUAAAGGUCGUGUACGCUCUUCAUGUUGUUUUAUGGCGACGUGAUUCUUUAGAACUUACUUAUCAUUUGAUAGGUAUUCUUGUUUGCAAGCUCAGUGAUGACGUGCUGUCGGUCAACUCCAGAACAAAAAAAAACAUUCACGGCCUUCAUAGCCGUGUUUUGAUGUUGGCAUCUUACUAAUUCCAUAUUUGACAUAAUUAUAAUAUUUCUAAUAUAUUACAUAACAUACGUACAAGUACCUUCAUUCUAACGGAUCAGCGUGUUUGCGUAGUUUAAUGUUUAACCCUAUAUAAGUAUAUUAAUGUUAAUUUAAGGAAUGUAAUUUUUAAAUGUCUGCUUUGUAGCGUUAGAUCAUGAAGAUUAAAUGUAAUUGUUGGAUGUUAUAAAAAAUAUAUUUUGUACCUAUAUAAAAGCGCCACCCGCAGCGAGUUUGACAUGGAUUUAAGAAUUAAGUAAUAUUUGCCAAUAUGAACACCGGUAGAAGAGCGAGGCUUUUUACUUUGGUUCGUCAAAUCUUAGUAGACACAUUUUAAUUAAAAGUAAAAGUCGCCCUCUUGCCCCUUUUUUUUAAAGUGACUUAUUUCUCAGAUGGCAUUAACUACUUGGCCGGAUGUCCCUGUCCCGCAUACAUCCCGCCAGCAUUCAUUUUCCUCGACAUUUUGAUGUCUCCAACCCCAUUCGAAUGUGCUCCUUAAGUCCUAGAGACAAGUAAGUAAUAAAUAAAAAGUACGGUGGCAAUAUGCCAGACAUCGCGCCGCCAGUCGGGUGGACCCCUUGUUCUAUCUGCACUUCGUAUACACCUAUCUACUUGCCUACCACAUGUUUAAUCGUCCAGAUGUUCCUUCCCCUAUGCUUCUUAGAACCAGUAGCUCUUUAUUACAUUUUCAUAAUCAUCAAGUGACACUUUUUCUCGUGAAAACAUAUACGGCUCUACCACAAAAUGGUGUUUAGCACUAGAUACUGUCAGCUAUGCAAAUUUUCACCCAAUUUCAAAAGAGCACGAUUUAAUUUUGGGGAGUCAUUCUUCUUAAACAGUGAUUUUUCAGAACAUAGUAUUGUGGUAGAGCCGCUAUUGUUUAACAAUAAUAGUAGUCACGGAAUUAAUUUAAUUAAAUAUACUUAAUACGUAGGUACUUAAGUAAAAUAUCCUCGCCAUCCAUUUCGUGUUGGCAAAUUUAAAUGACGCUCUUUAAGAAGUAAAGACGUGAAUACCUACUUGUGGUACUGGGCCUGCUUAUUCUGGCUUGAGACUCAAGAAUAGGUUCGAUGUGAAUGAGUUGAGCUUUGUUUCACUCCGCCUCGUGCUUAAUCCGACGACGAGCUAUAUCCGUGCGAGAGAAUGAUCAUGGACUCUUCGUCCCACGUUUGUAAAAACUCUUUUUGUAAUUUAUAUUACUCGUAUUGUUUAUCUAAGUUUCCAUGUCUUUUAAAUAAGUAGAUUAUAUAUUCUCAAACUUGUAAUUAUUUGAGUUAAUUUGUAAGAUGUUAUAAGGGUCUGUUUAUUCACAUGUUAGACGAAACGAGCAUUACGAAUGAACAAGCACUUGUAUUUGAGCAGCGUCUCGUCGGGCGACACGAGGUGUGCGUCAAGCUAGCGGCCUCAAAAAAAAAUGGGCACGAAAAAAUAAUUUGACCAUACCAAAAAAUAGUACUCUUAUUGAAAAAAAUAGUACCUGUUGUAAAAAAAAUAGUACCAUCACGGUUCUGGAUUUAUAGCCAUGUUUUAUUGCACUUGCUAGCUUGACGGUGAGCGAAAUUUGGCGAGAGUUAACGACAAAGUCUUUCGCUUUGAUUUAAACGCCAAAAAAUAGUACCGAAAUAGUACUCACCCCCUGCAAAAUACCGAAAUGAGUACUUCAACGGUUCCAAAGUUAUAAAGGCAGUUCUUUGAUCCCGCUGGCUUGACGUUUUGAAAAUACCUAUUAUCUGGGGAACGCUUGCAUACUUCAGUAUGUAACUAAUGUCAAUAAACUCGUAUGAAAUAGUACUUCCUACCAUCAUAAUUUUGAUCCGAUUCUAUUUGUAAAAAUAUGUUAAAAAAUCAUCAUAACCUAUGCCAUACAUUUGUUGUUGAUACAGUCACGUAGACAAUUACAUAACCUCACAAUUUAUUCGUAAGUAUUGACAUCGCCAGCAUUGCCAUUUUGGAGGUCUAACCUACCAUUUCUUUGCACUUCAGAGUGUUGCUAUUACAAAAAAAUUGCUAUUCCAUACACCCAUAUGCAAUAAUUUUAAUAGAAAAUGGCUGCAUGGGUCUAGUUCUUAUUGAAAACAAUCUGUGAUUUUAAUACAUCAUAAUACAUUUUUAAUCUACUGUUUUAUUUUAUAAUUUAUACCUUCAUGGUCAAUUUGUUACGGAUCGAAGUGUUUGUUAAUAAACAAUUUGCAGUAUUUGUAGAAUAACUCAAAGAGUUUCAACAAUGAUAUUACUUUCAUCUGACAACCCUGGCACUUCACCAAUUUUUACCCAAAAAUGGGGAAAAAAUACUAAAAUCUGACAACAUUCUUCUUGAGCAUGUGUAAUAAUUUUGUUCGCGACGGUACCUGUCUUGAUAAAUGUAUGACAUAGGUUAUAAUGACUUUUUGACAUAUUUCUACAAAGAGAAUCAGGUCCAAAUUAUGAUGGUAGGGAGUACUAUUUCAUACGAGUUUAUUGACAUUAGUUACAAACUGAAGUAUGCAAGCGUUCCCUAGAUAAUAGGUAUUUUCAAAACGUCAAGCCAGCGGGAUCAAAGAACUGCCUUUAUAACUUUGGAACCGUUGAAGUACUCAUUUCGGUAUUUUGCAGGGGGUGAGUACUAUUUCGGUACUAUUUUUUGGCGUUUAAAUCAAAGCGAAAGACCUUGUCGUUAACUCUCGCCAAAUUUCGCUCACCGUCAAGCUAGCAAGUGCAAUAAAACAUGGCUAUAAAUCCAGAACCGUGAUGGUACUAUUUUUUUUACAACAGGUACUAUUUUUUUCAAUAAGAGUACUAUUUUUUGGUAUGGUCAAAUUAUUUUUUCGUGACCAUUUUUUUUUUGAGGCCGCUAGCUUGACGCACACGACACGAGAGCAACAUCCCGACGACGACGCCUGGUGUCCGUGCGUGCCUCUGCCCCUCCGGCGGGGUCUCACGCUCACCUGCCCCCUGUUCCACCAAAUAUAUUAUAAUAUACAUCAACUAAUAACUAUAGCUUCGUGUUCAGAGCACUUUUCCUACGAUAACCGCCUUACCAAUAAAAAUUAACAAGAGGUGAACGUAACGUGUGUAUAAAUAUAAGACAGUCAAAUUAAAUUUAAUUCAAAUAUCAAAUAAUGAGGGACUUUCCAGACUCCGUUCUCCAAAAAUAAUAUAGGUGGCGCUGUCAAGAUUUAACGUCAUAAUUACCUAUUUUCUCAUUACUCCUUUUUAUUACAUUAAACGUACAAUGUAAUGGCAGAAGCAUACUUAAUGUUGUUCUCUUUUUUGAUCAGAACAAUAAUGGGUGGAAGAUGUUAUUGUGCCUGGGUGUAAUAAAAAGGGUCAUUCAUAACCAACAUCACAGAUCAUUUAUACCCAAAAACAAAGAUAAAAGGUACCUAAGUAUGUCUGUUAGUUGUCAAUGACAUUUAGAAGGUUAAACAAAGGAAAAUCUUUACAGCCCCAACUAAAGCAAAUAUAAAUUGUUACUGGCAAUAAAUUUAUUUUAUUCUUAUUCUUAUUCUAUAUUGUUUUUGAGGAACAUAGCCUGGAAAGUCCCUCACUGGACUGAAUUUCGCCUGGCCAUCAAAUACUUCACACACAUUUACCGCUUGUUUACGUUAUAUUGGUAAAGCGGUUAGUUUAUAAACUUUUCUUGAAACAUCACGUUACAUUACAAUGUUAUUGUUAUUGUUGAUAAAUAAUUAGGUUUUUAAGUGUUGCGCCCCAUUUAAAGUUAAAUUUGCAUUUUGGGAUAAUAUAAAAUUUUUGGCAAACAUGCGUUUUGGGUUUUUACAGCCCUAUAGGUAUUAAAUUUUUUCUCCUAGAAACGCGUGCUAUGUGACAGCCGACGUAAAUUAUAAGUAAUCUAAUCAUAAACGUCUACAAUUUGAGACGCCACAUUAUAAUCAAAACUUAUGAAAAUUGUAAUUUAAACUUUUAGGUAAGGAAGGACGUUGAUUCAUAAAACAAUGAUUUUAUUUUGGAUAGUACCUAACUUGAAAAGCAAUUUGGUAGUGAUAACGGUAUUUUCGAGAAGUAUAAUUGAUCGAUGAUAACGAUAAUGAGAUUAUAAUAGCGAUAAGUACCUAGCAAGACUUAUGUGAUCGUGUGUGUGGCGCGCUCCAACGGCGUUCGAAUCUCUUGUCGAGUAUAAACAAAGUGACAAAUAAAUAACUUUAAUUACCUACUACGUACUUUGUUCAUAACAACUUAUCCAUGUAUUAGGAACGUAGUGUGAAGAAGUAGAUAAUACGGUUUAACUUUCGAUAUAGCACGUUUUUCCACGAGGGAGGUAGUCAGUCGCAGCUCUCACUACGUCCCAAGUACUUGCCGUACUGGGCGGCGCACGGGCCGCUCUCCGCUUGCGGUAUCGCUCGCGCCGCGCCCGCACCUGAUCUCGCGCACUUCGCACUUUCAUUCAGAGAGCACACUCUAUUCUUUAUAUUGUCUUUGCCAAAUUUAGUGUACAAACUACUCUUUGACUACUAUAGGUACAUCUUUCUCCAUCCUUUUGGCAAAUUCUGAAUAAAUAUAUUUUGGAAGAUUUUUGGAUAUUUCCGUUAGCGACUCUCAACAUAAUGUAGGUAUGUAGUUUUAACAUUAAGAAUCUUAAUAACUUAUAAGAUCAUAACAGCUUUAUAUAACCAUCUACUUAAAUUGUUAUAUUUUGCUAAAUUUAAAGUAAAGGAGAUUGACAGGGUCCGGUCCAAAUGUUACCCAGAAAAGAGUACUAUGUAGGUACGCAGCAAGAUAAUACCUAAUAUUAGAUUCUAUCUUCCGUGGUUUGCAUUAUAACAAAAAUUAUUAAAAUGCCCAUAUAAAAGUUUUUACCCCGAGUAUUUAUGAUAGAUACAAGUUAAUAGUACCUACCUGGAGAUUAUGAGUUUAUACCCACCCACUAUCUAUUACAUUUACAUGAAUGUUUUGGAGCCAUGUGUAUAAAGUACAAGGAUAAUACGGUACAGAUUCCCCAGUAGAUACUACGGGAUAGUUUAAAAUGUUUAAACGGAAUUUCAUACAAAGAUAACAUUAUGUAGAUACUGCUCUCAAUUCUGGGUAGCGUUUAGAGCAAAUCCCAUACAAAGACUGGCAAUGUCCUUUCAUAUAGUAGGUAGAUAGAGACCUACUUAAGUUACUUGUAACGGAUAUACCUACUACCCAUAUAAACUAACUCAACUAUUUGCUACUUACAAUAUUUCUGCUACUUUUGCGAAGGCGUCUUUAGCUCGGAAUUCGACGAUCGUAGCUUAAUGGUAGUUUCGGAUCGCAAGUCAAUUUGUGUCUUUAAAAGGUAUUAGUAGGCGGUAAGAUGCGUUUUUCAAACGAACUAGAGUAGGGAAAUUGUUGCGGGCUGUGCAUUUGUUAGGUUAAGUAGCUAAUCAUGUGCAUAAGUGCUAUGACUUUGUUGGGCGACGCCAUGACAUGAAACUUGCUUGUUAUCAGCUUUUCGUAAUAAUUUAUUUUCAUACAUAGGUACUACAAUAAUACUUUCGUUUCUAUUUAAGUAGCUUAACAUUAAAAACCUUCGUACAAUCACUUAUUAUCGCAAAUACGUACUACCUAUUUGAUUUGGACCAUGAAGGAAUACCAGCCUGACACUUUGACACCGACUCGCUACCAGCAAGUCCCCGUAAGCCUCUCACCUUCCCCUGUUGUUCUCCCGUAUUACAAUAUUAGGGGCAACAUCAGCUAGGUAUACCUGCGGAUCUAAACUUAGGUACUCAUAUUUGUUAUAACAUUGUGUAUUUAUUCAUUUCAUGUCAUAAGGAAUCAUUUUAUCUAAAUGUGCUAGUACUGUAGUCGUUAAUAGAGUUAAGAACUUCGUAAUAUUUAAAAUAACGCACUCGAAUUAAGUAUAUCGUUCGAUCUCUUGCCUUAUUGCAGCGGUGGGAGUUUGUGGUGUUAGACCCCACGAAUUUUCAAUAUGUAUUUUUACUAAGACAAUCAACGUUCUCAAAGUUAUUGUACCUAUAGAAAGAAAUCAUUUAAUUAGGUACACCUUUGUCGCAUUUUCUGUCCAUUCAAAAUGUUUAAUCUUAUUAACGUUACCAAAAAGUGUACUAUUAAAAAAUCCUAAAUAAGCCCCUCUGCUAAAAAACCGAGUUCAUUUGCUUUUGUUAUAACUUUUAAAAGUCACACUGAAGAUUCCAUGUGAAUAUUACGAAUAAGUUCUACCUAAUAAGGUAUCUUUCAUGAUUAAUUUUUUAAUUAUUUUUAAAUGGGUACCCAAUUUAAAAGUAGUAGCGUUUACUUUAGUUAUCAGGAAAGAACAAAAGCAAAAUUCGUAGGUACCGCUUAUUUUUCUAUCUAUUGUUGAAAUCAAACAUCAUAAGAAUUUUGUUUGGCUUUCGUUGAUUGUCUUUUAUUGUCGUAACCCAUUGGUCAAGUAGUAUUAACAUUGAUUUUGAACUGUCAGCUAUCGUUAUAUAGAAUUUUAAUAAUUACCUACCUAUCUAAAAUAAUAUCUAUGGCUUGUUCAUGUUUCUCUAGAAUAUCUAUCAUUGGUGGCGAACUAAGAAAUCAACCAGAUUACUCAUUAAGUAAUAAAAGGUAUAUUACAUAAAAAAGAAAUCCAUUUUCAAUAUAAUUUACCUACUUAAUGGUGCUAAUUCCUGUAAAUACCAUCUAAUUUUAUUUUAAGUUAUAUCUGUCAUUUUCUUAUCCGCCGAAAAGGAAAGGGACGAGUAAUCGACAAGCAUAAAAUUUAUGGAACACACGUCAAUUUUAAGCACAAAUCUAAACCAACCGUCUAAAAAUUUUACCAUGUCAAUAACCCGACACAGUUAAGUAGACAGCACGUCAAACGGAUUGCAUACCAGCGACGUACCUUUUGAUUCGCGCGGGUUAUUCAAUCAUUUACUCAUUCUUCCUAAAAUUAAGAGCUGUGAAUCAUCCGUCCCUUUCCUUUUCGACGGAUAUGAAAAUGACGGAUAUAACUUAAAAUAAAAUUAGGCGGUGUCUGCAGGAAUCGGGGCCAUUAGGUACCUAAUUUAAACAACAAUUUUGUUUAUAAGUAAUUUGUUUCCACGUAUGUCAACAUAAAUACUUACAUUGUAAUUAUUCAGAAGUAGAUCCAAAACGGAUAAGGGUACUUAACACGCUUUUGCCUUUAUAAUAAGAUUGAACCUUUUAAUUUACUUCCACAUUCGCAGUGCAAGAUUUUUUACAUAAAAUUACAAAUUGUGCCGUUCGCUACCAAAAUCCUUUAAUUUACUAUCUACAUAAAAAUAUCUAUGACUCUCUCUUUCUAUGUAAAUAGUAAUUAUUAUUAUUAUUCGCCUACUUUUCUAGAC